Messenger RNA from Racocetra fulgida, 777 nucleotides. The record is from the annotation of a GenBank genome assembly. Lineage: Eukaryota; Fungi; Glomeromycota; Glomeromycetes; Diversisporales; Gigasporaceae.
AUGCUACAAUUAAACCCAAGACCAGAAAUCUUGUUAGAUGUAACUGUACAUGGCAUUGUGAAGGUAGUCGUUGGCUUACCAAAAGAACCAAAGUAUAGAAGUGAAUUAGUUGAACUAAAUUUAUCUGGUGGCAAUUUUUCUAAUAGAUUUUUUGAAGAUGAUACAGUAGCUGAUCUGAAUGAAACAGAAUUAGAGGAAUUGAAUCUAGAUGAUGAGGUUUUAACAGAUAAUAGCCAAGAAUCAAGCGAUUCUGAUUAUGAUAAUGAUUUUGAAGAUAUGGUGAGAAAAUUGUUGGGAAUUAACAUGUAUACAAAAGAAUAUGAUGUAUGUCCGAGUUGUGAUACUUUAUAUGAGGUUUCAGAAGUUAUAAAUAAGCAAGAUAAAGGUUUUGAAUGCACACAUGUAGAGUUUCCUAGUCAUCCAAUACAUAGCCAAAGAAAGCCAUGUGGUGUUGAAUUGACUAAACAGGUUCCAGUUGUAGGUGCUCUUGAAUUUAUAAAACCACGACCAACAACUGGAAGCUUAGCAGCAAAUGAUGGGUUUGAUUUUGCUGAUUUAUAUCAAUUUGUACAAACUUUCCAUCAAAAUAUUGAUAACACCAUUACAGGUAGUGAACCUUUUCCUAGAAAAAUGCUUAAUCCAAAACAAACUUAUAUAUCUCUACCAGAUAACAUCUAUAAGCUACUUACAGAGUAUUACAAAAUGGCAUAUAAUAAAAAUUUUGCAACAAUUGCUGAAGUAAUGUCUGGCAAAAAAAUUUUUGAUGAUAACAUUAUU